ACCUUUCAACAUUCACCACAGUCGAAAAGUUUCCUAUUGGAGUUUAUGUUUUGGGGUGGUGUUUUUGUUGUUUUCCUUGAUUUUCACCGAAAUUCCCUGGGAAAAAAGUUAUUUUCUUGCAAGAGUGCUUUAGAGGAGCAUCAAGAUGAAUUACGGACGGAAGACCCCAACAUCGACGUAUAGAUCAACACCAUCGGUGUAUUCCCACAUCACAGGAAGAUCCUCCAAUCUGCAGUCUGGAAAGUCCAGAUCUCUCAAAUCCGUCCGCAUUCCAUGGUACCAGAAACCCAUUCUCAAGAAUAAUGCCUACAUGGAUGUACAGAAGGGAGCAAUGAUCACAGCCCUCAUCUGUUUGUGCGUUGCCAUAUUCACCAUCGUUACGGGUGUGUUCGACAUCUACUGCCUUGCUAUGGCUGCUCCCGGAUCAACUCAUUACGGAUACUACAUCAUUUCCUACGAAUUCGUCUACGUUGGAAGCAUUCACGUGAGAAAUACUCUGAUUGUAUUUGCCCUGUUCUCAAUUUUGGCUGGUUUUGCCGUAUUCGUCACCACCAUCAUGCUCAUCAUUGCCCUGAGAAAGGAGUACGAGAAAAAAAUCCUUCCAUGGCUCUGGGUAUUUGCGAUUUUCAUCAUUUUCCGGACACUCGCCUUCCUCUUCUUUGCAAUUCUCAACGAUUUAAUCUUCGCCUACAACAUCCUCAUGGUCCUUUGCUGGAUAAUCAUCCUUCCUUCAUCAGUCUACGGUUGGCUACUCGUCUAUUCGCUUUAUCUUGAACUUGCGGAUUUGACUAAACUCGAAGAUUUGGCGCAUUUGAGGAUGGGCACAAUGGCCUCCCUGAAUGCCUCCACCACACAUUCCCUGGCCGGCUCACGCCCCACAACACCCCAUAGCACAGUUUCAACGAUGCCAGUUGGUGGAAUAAGUAACUAAUGGAGUGAGAGUGCAGAACAAAGGUGAACUAAUUCGGCCAUUUAGUGAUGUCCGUGCAACACGCAUCCGUCCAAUUUACAGCACUUUUUUAGCGAGUAAAAAAAUGAUAAAAAUGUGUUUUUUCAACACAUUAAUAAGCAGCCCUUUUUCUACAGUAAGAUCUGCAUUCCGUCCACUAUUUUUUAUAUAUAAAAUGUAGAUGUUUUUAUAUACAAUUUGUAGAGUUUGAGAAAUGAUUUUUUCUUAUAAAGGAUAAAAAUAGAAGAAAAU
Lutzomyia longipalpis is the source of this 1201-nucleotide messenger RNA. RefSeq lists its product as uncharacterized. The record is from RefSeq and is a predicted model, not a curated record. The transcript has 7 exons. NCBI's taxonomy places the organism in Eukaryota, Metazoa, Arthropoda, Insecta, Diptera, Psychodidae. Bases 146 to 931 code for a protein of 261 amino acids.